AUGGCACGCGACCACUCCGAUAGCAUGAGUCCAGGCCGCGCAAAACACCUCGAGCGAAACCGCAUCGCCGCAAACAAAUGCCGACAAAAGAAGAAGAAGGAACACCAGAAAAUCCAAAGCUCUCUCCAUGACGAGACCGCCCGACAUGACUCUCUCAUGGCUGAAUUGAACAGCCUCCGCGAGGAGAUCUGGAAUCUGAAGAAUACAGUUUUCGCACACGCCAGCUGCAACGACUGGCACAUCAAUCGGAAAUUAGCCAAUAUGAGCGAAAAUCUCACCGGCGCUAGCCCGGAGCAGUUGCACGCUCAACUGCCCUCCCCAUCAUAUUCGUCCCAGAGCUGUUCGGAUGCAUCCGCGGUGGAUACUGGGGCUAUUGAACCGAAGGUCCUUGCGUCUUCGUCUUUCUCUUCGGAUGGCUCGGAAACUUUACCAUUGAUGGACCCGGCGCUUUUUGAUGGGAGUUAUAAUGGGGUCGGGACUCCGGAAUUCGGAUUUGACCGGCUCAUUGAUAUGGAGAAUCUUUAG
Molecule: messenger RNA, 525 nt
Organism: Penicillium waksmanii
Lineage: Eukaryota; Fungi; Ascomycota; Eurotiomycetes; Eurotiales; Aspergillaceae
Product: bZIP transcription factor
Exons: 1
Coding region: 1-525 (174 amino acids)
Biological process (GO): regulation of transcription by RNA polymerase II
Molecular function (GO): DNA-binding transcription factor activity, RNA polymerase II-specific; RNA polymerase II cis-regulatory region sequence-specific DNA binding
Source: RefSeq, a predicted model, not a curated record